Molecule: messenger RNA, 720 nt
Organism: Acanthosepion pharaonis
Lineage: Eukaryota; Metazoa; Mollusca; Cephalopoda; Sepiida; Sepiidae
Source: the annotation of a GenBank genome assembly
AUGCGGAUCCAACAACCGGAACACACACUCUGGCACUCGAGCGAUGAUGUGUUCAAAAGCAAAUCUGAGUCCUUGUGGGUGACUAUUCCCCCCUCUCUCCCUCUCUCUCUCUCUCUCUUUCUCUCUCUCUCUCUUUCUCUCUUUCCCUUUCUUUCUCUCUUUCCCUUUCUUUCUCUCUUUCCCUUUCUUUCUCUCUUUCCCUUUCUUUUUUUCUUUUUCUUUUUUUCUUUUUCUUUUUUUCUUUUUCGUUUUCUCUUUUUUUCUCUUUCUCUCUCUUUCUCUUUUUUUCUCUUUCUCUUUUUUUUCUCUUUCUCUUUUUUUCUCUUUCUCUUUUUUUCUCUUUCUCUUUUUUUCUCGCUCUCUUUUUUUCUCGCUCUCUCUUUUUCUCGCUCUCUCUUUUUCUCCUCUUUUUCGCUUUCUCGUUCUCUCUCUUUCUCUCUUUUUCUCUUUCUCUUUCUCUCAUAUGGGCGAGAUAUUUCAAUUGUUUCUUUUUUUCAUUUUACUCUUUCAAUUGUUUCUUUCUGCCCUGUACUCUUUCAUCUGUUUACUUUCUGCCCUGUACUCUUUCAUCUGUUUACUUUCUGCCCUGUACUCUUUCAUCUGUUUACUUCUGCCCUAUACUCUUUCAUCUGUUUGUUUUUAUCCUGUACUCUUUCAGCUGUCUCCUUUGAUCUUGUACUCUUUCAACUGUCUCCUUCUGUCCUUCACUCACUCAAUUGA